CACCGCUGGGUACCUGAUUUCAUUUCCUCGCAAGCCACAUAAGAGGAAGUAGUAUUUGUUAUCUAUAUCUAUUCGAUGGCGCCUUUGAAUUACUCUACACCUUCUUCACCUGGUGAGAAGAAGAAGGUAGUGUUCAUAAUGGGAGCAACUGGCACGGGCAAAACCAAGCUUUCCAUCAACCUGGGCACUAAAUUUCCCUCAGAGAUCAUAAACUCUGAUAAAAUUCAAGUCUACAAGGGACUUGACAUCAUCACCAAUAAGGUUCCGGAGUCUGAACGUGGUGGCGUUCCCCAUCACCUGUUAGGCGUAAUUGAGGAUCCUGAUUAUGACUUCACAGUUGAUGACUUCUGCAAGAGUGUUGCUGUUGCGCUUGAUCUCAUCAUCGAAAAUGGACGCCUACCAAUCAUCGUGGGAGGCUCAAACACUUACCUGGCAACACUGCUUGAGGACCCCAACAUCGCAUUUCGAUCCAAAUAUGAUUCUUGUUUCAUUUGGCUUGACGUGUCUUUGCCCGUCUUGUUUCCCUAUUUAGAUAAAAGGGUGGAUGAAAUGCUUGAUUUAGGAGUUGUGGAUGAAAUUCGACAAGCUUUUGUGCCUGGGGCAGAUUGCUCUCGUGGGAUUAGAAGAGCCAUUGGGGUUCCUGAGCUGGCUGAGUAUUUUCUGCUAGAGAAGGAAAUAAGUGAUGAUGUGGCUCAAAAGGAGAAAAUGUUGCAACAUGCCAUUCAGAGAACCAAAGAGAACACUCGUAAGUUGGCUGAGAUACAACUCUUGAAGAUCCAUAGGAUGAACUAUGAACUUGGAUGGACAAUGGCCAAAAUUGACUCCACACAAGUCUUUGAAGCUAUUUUAAAAGGAAUGGAUUACAAGCAAUUGUACCAAGAGAUUGUGUUAAAACCAAGCAUUGACAUAGUCAAAAGAUUUUUAGAGAAGGCAACUCGGGAAUGGGAGAAGACACCCCUACAAAAUACUGAACAAGCCACUAUUUGUACCUAAAAGUUAAAACAUCAUUCAAUUUCAAUAAGGACCAACUUAUUGUGCGGUCCAUAAUAAAUAAUAUGAUAAGAAUAUAUAAAAGCAAAAUUAAUUAGAUGUUAAUAGUGAAUGAUGAAUUGGCUUAUAAAUGCUUUUAUAUAUUUUUUUCCUUUCAUUGUAUAUGCCCUACCUACUCAUGUUAAUGA
Cajanus cajan (pigeon pea) is the source of this 1178-nucleotide messenger RNA. RefSeq names its product adenylate isopentenyltransferase 5, chloroplastic. The record is from RefSeq and is a predicted model, not a curated record. Gene Ontology annotation, molecular function: tRNA dimethylallyltransferase activity. Gene Ontology annotation, cellular component: mitochondrion. Gene Ontology annotation, biological process: cytokinin biosynthetic process; tRNA modification. Lineage: Eukaryota; Viridiplantae; Streptophyta; Magnoliopsida; Fabales; Fabaceae.